Messenger RNA from Ipomoea triloba (trilobed morning glory), 2442 nucleotides. RefSeq names its product G-type lectin S-receptor-like serine/threonine-protein kinase At4g27290. Gene Ontology annotation, biological process: recognition of pollen; protein phosphorylation. Lineage: Eukaryota; Viridiplantae; Streptophyta; Magnoliopsida; Solanales; Convolvulaceae. Gene Ontology annotation, molecular function: ATP binding; protein serine/threonine kinase activity. Bases 1 to 2442 code for a protein of 813 amino acids. The record is from RefSeq and is a predicted model, not a curated record. The transcript is spliced from 8 exons.
AUGAAGAUGAAGAUGUUCUUCAUCUUCUUCAUAUAUAUCAUUUCAAUCCUCCAUUUUUCAGCAGCUGUUGAUGAUACCUUAGCUACGAACCAAACGUUGUCAGAUGACGGCGGAACAAUGCUUGUCUCCGCUAGUCAAACGUUUGUCCUAGGAUUCUUCAGUCCGGGGAGCUCAAGAAACCGGUACCUCGGAAUUUGGGUCAGAAAUGAACCUGAACGGACAGUGGUCUGGGUGGCUAACAACAAUAACCCAAUUCCGGAUUUUUCGGGUGUCCUCAGGCUCACACCCACGGGAGAUUUAAUCAUCAGCAGUACGAAGAACCAAGUAGCAAAUAUAGUUUGGAGGUCAAAUUCAUCCGCCCUGAUUGGUUCAUCGUCUUCGCGAGCUGGAAUCAAGAAUCCUGUCCUGCAGCUCCUGGACAACGGUAACCUGGUGGUGAAGAAUGGGAUUGGGGAUAGCGGCUUUAUCUGGCAAAGCUUUGAUUAUCCAGGCGAUACACUGCUUCCAGGGAUGAAAAUUGGGUGGAACCUGAAAACAAAAGAAGAAUGGUAUUUAAGAUCCUGGAGAAGCCAAAACGAUCCCUCCAAGGGGGAUUUCACGUUUCGGCUAGAUCUUCUUGGACUUCCUACGGGAAUCCUUCGCAAGGGUUCAACAGUGCUUUUCAGAACAGGAACCUGGGAUGGCAGUAAGCUGGGUCAAUAUACCUUUGCUGAUCUAUACAUGAGUGUUAUCAAGUCAAAUUUUGUUUACAACGAUGAAACUGCGUAUUACGAUUUUCAAUGUGUUGAAAGCUCGACUAUUUCAAGGUUGGUGGUGAAUGAGACAGGGCAGAUAACAAUCUCUAUAUGGAGACCACACAAAAAGAAUUCUGGGUGGUUCGUUAUUGGUCCUAUUCAGGUUGACCAUUGUGACCCAUAUGGAACCUGCGGCAAUAACAGCUUAUGCAACCCCAAUAGCCCGAGCCUGUGUGAAUGUCUCGAUGGGUUUAAGCCAAGAUCGCCUCUCGAAUGGCAAUCGCUUCAGUGGUCUAGUGGCUGUGUUCGGAGGAUACCGUUGAAUUGUAGUGAUGAAGCUCAAGGGUUUAGGAAGUUAUCUGGUAUAAGGUUGCCUGAUAGCUCUAGGAUGGUUGGGAACAGGACAUCAAUGAGGAGUUCAACAGAUUGUGAAAAGGUUUGCUUAGGUAAUUGUUCCUGUUCAGCCUAUGCUUGGGCUGAAGGUGUUGGAUGUGCUGUAUGGCAUGGUGACCUACAAGACAUGAGAUUGUUUUAUACUGGAGGACAAGAUCUGUUCAUUCGAAUGCCUGCCUCUCAACUUAUUGGAGCCAGCAAAAAGGGAAAACAUCGAAGGGUUUUGAUUGCAUCAUCAGUAUUGAUAAUCACAGGGCUGUUCCUCCUGGCCAUAACUACCUGGUAUGGCUGUCAUGCAAUGGCUGCUAGAAGGAAAAGAAGAGUUAUACGAAGGGAAGAAAGUCUUGCAUUACUUAGGGACUCAUCAGAGCUACCAAUGAUUGCUUUUGAUGAACUAGUGGCUGCUACCAACAACUUCAGCGACGAUAACAAGCUUGGUGCAGGAGGAUUUGGCCCUGUUUAUAAGGGGAUACUAAUAGAUGGACAAGAAAUAGCAGUAAAAAGGCUAUCAAGUUUUUCAGGACAAGGCACCGAAGAGUUCAAGAAUGAAAUCUUAGUGAUCUCCAAACUCCAACAUAGGAAUCUUGUUCGGCUAAUAGGCUGCAGCAUCCAUGGGGAAGAGAAGUUACUAGUCUAUGAGCAUAUGAAAAAUAAAAGCUUGGAUACUUUGCUAUUUGAUCCAACGAAAAAAAUACAACUUGAUUGGGCAAAACGCUUCAACAUAAUACAAGGUAUAGCGAGAGGGAUUGUCUAUCUCCACCGUGAUUCUUGUUUGAGGAUUAUUCACCGAGAUCUCAAGGCUAGCAAUAUUUUGUUGGAUGAAGACUUGAAUCCAAAAAUUUCAGACUUUGGAUUGGCAAGAGCAUUUAAGGUAACAGAAGAAUUGGCAAAUACUCAUAGAGUUGUGGGAACCUUUGGCUAUAUGUCACCUGAAUAUGUUAUGAGAGGACUAUUUUCUGAGAAGUCCGAUGUUUAUAGCUUUGGAAUAAUACUGUUGGAAGUUAUCAGUGGAAGGAGAAACUGUGGAUUCCAUAACCAAGAUAAUGUCAGCCUUCUCAAUUAUGCAUGGCAAUUAUGGAUUGAAAGAAGAGAAGGUGAUCUGAUAGACGAAUCAAUUAUCAACUCGUGUUCUUUUAUAGAAGCAUUGCGGUGCAUAAAGAUAGGGCUGCUUUGUGUGCAAGACCAUGUAUCAGACAGACCUACAAUGCCAAAUGUAGUGUUGAUGCUGUGUAGUGAAAUAGAUAUUCCUCAGCCAAUGGAACCCACAUUUACAUUUCAAAACUUGUCGGAAUCUGAUUCCAUGUCACACAAUUGA